Impatiens glandulifera is the source of this 907-nucleotide messenger RNA. RefSeq lists its product as uncharacterized. Lineage: Eukaryota; Viridiplantae; Streptophyta; Magnoliopsida; Ericales; Balsaminaceae. Bases 147 to 737 code for a protein of 196 amino acids. The record is from RefSeq and is a predicted model, not a curated record. The transcript has a single exon.
GUAAAUGAUAAAUUAAUUCAGUGUGUGUAACUGUGUGUGAGAGAUUAAAUAUUACUUUCUUUCAUAUAAAUUCAAUCCCCAAUUUUUAUUUUAUUUUAUUUUGUUUGUUGAAUCUGUCUGUCUGUUUUAUGAUUCUCUGCUAGCUAAUGACAGAACCCAUAUCAAAUUAUCCAUGGCCACCUCAUUUCCGGCAGAGUCUUACCUCCGAACAGCCGCCGCAGCCACCACCUUCAAAUCCCGCCGACGCACCGCCGCAAGUUUCAGUCACCGGCAACCUAACCGCCGCACGUGACGGUCGUGUAUCGAAGCCAGUCCGCCGCCGUACACGAGCUUCCCGCCGGACACCCACCACUCUUUUAAGCACCGACACUAGAAAUUUCAGGGCCAUGGUUCAACAAUUCACAGGCGGACCAUCUGUAUCUCUUGCUCCGUUCAUGUCUCAGGCAACGCCGCCCGCCACCUUCAGUUCUGUGAAUCCCACCGCGCAGGCUCCGAUUGACGCGGGGUAUUUUAAUCAGCUAUUGAUGAAUCGACGACCGCCGGCUGAUGAUCAGAAUUAUCAAAUGCUCUCGUUCGCCGCCGCAAACAGAGCCGCCGCCGCCGCCUCCACCGCCGGCGAUUAUCAAAUUCAGAAUCAAAAUCAAGAUUCUGGUGAGAUGGGAACAAGCGGGUUUUCUAUGGAUGAUUUAAUUUCACAUCAUCAAGCUCAUCAUCCUCGGCCACCUUCUUCGAACUAGCAGUAGCGGCGGUGGAUUAAGUCAGAGAGGAGGAGAGAAAUUUGAUGAUUGGCUGAUUGAUUAUCAAUGUAAAUAAUUAUUUUCUUUUUUAUAAAAAAUAUUUCUUAAAGUAAUAAUUACUUUUCUUUUGUUAUAAAAUAGAUGUUUGUUUUAAUAGUACAAGUAAUCAA